AUGCAGGUGGUGGUCGCAAGCUGCGGGUUUGGAGGCUUCGGCUCGUCUGGGACCGGCUGCAACGGCACGGCCAGCAUCGUCCGGUGCUGCCAGGUGGAGGAAGGGAACCUGACGUCCGGGGGAUGUCAGGUGAAGACGACGUUCGCCGGUCUCGCCUCGUGCUACGAGGAGAAGCAGUUCGUGCAGGGCGCGUGAACAUCCCUGUCUGGAGGGUGCAGCGGCGCGGCGCAUUCGGUCGAGUGCUGCAGCUAUCACCUCGACUGGAAGAGGAUGUACCCGGAGGAGCCACUCACAAGUUGGUCCGUCGACGGAUUCUUCCCCAGCUGUAUGGAUGGGAGGCUCCCGGUGGGCCGCUGCUCGUCGGCGGAUCGAUGCGCCGGGUGCACGGUCGAGUCUACCUACCAGUUCACCACUUUGGAGUGCGCCGUCG
Darwinula stevensoni is the source of this 430-nucleotide messenger RNA. NCBI's taxonomy places the organism in Eukaryota, Metazoa, Arthropoda, Ostracoda, Podocopida, Darwinulidae. The record is from the annotation of a GenBank genome assembly.